Molecule: messenger RNA, 1330 nt
Organism: Pipra filicauda (Wire-tailed manakin)
Lineage: Eukaryota; Metazoa; Chordata; Aves; Passeriformes; Pipridae
Gene: MTG2
Product: mitochondrial ribosome associated GTPase 2
Exons: 6
Coding region: 16-1263 (415 amino acids)
Cellular component (GO): mitochondrion
Molecular function (GO): GTP binding; GTPase activity; magnesium ion binding
Source: RefSeq, a predicted model, not a curated record
UGCCGCGAUUCAGCGAUGCGCGGGCCGACCCGGCCCUCACGGCCCCACAGCGGCUGCGCUGCGGGCGCGGGGCGGGCCCGCCUUGCCGCGGCCAUGGCGGUGCCGGCGCUCGGGGCCGGGAUGGGCCGCGCCCUGUGGAAGCCCGUCCUGCUCCUCCUCAGCCCGCCGAGUUUCUCCACGACCUGCGCGAGGUGCGCCAAGGACAGGCGGCUGAGGCAGAAAAGGGCCAUUACGGAGCGGCAGCUGACACGAUAUUUCGUGGAUCACCGGAAAGUGCGCGUGGUCGGAGGACAAGGAGGAGCAGGGGGUUUUUCCUUCUACAGCGAACCCAGGAAAAUAUUUGGAGGUCCUGAUGGUGGAAACGGAGGUGAUGGGGGUCACGUCAUUUUGAAAGCUGACCGGCAAACAAAAUCACUUUCUUCAGUGCUCCCCUUCUAUCAGGGUUUUCAUGGAGAGAGAGGAGGAAGAAAAAACUGUUAUGGAGCUAAUGGUGCAUAUGUGUAUGUUAAAGUCCCUGUAGGUACUUUGGUGAAGGAGGAUGGGGAAGUUGUGGCUGACCUCACUCAGCAUGGUGAAGAGUAUGUUGCAGCUUAUGGAGGAGCUGGAGGGAAAGGGAAUCGCUUUUUUCUUUCCAAUGAAAACCGGUCUCCAACAUUAUUUACUCCGGGAGAGCCAGGUCAGGAAAGGGUCCUUCAUCUGGAACUCAAGACAACAGCUCAUGCAGGAUUGGUGGGCUUUCCCAAUGCUGGCAAAUCCUCACUUUUGAGAGCCAUCUCCCGUGCAAAGCCAGCCGUGGCUGCCUACCCCUUCACAACCCUAAACCCACAUGUUGGCAUUGUCCACUAUCAAGACUAUGAGCAAGUGGCAGUUGCUGACAUUCCUGGCCUAAUCAAAGGUGCUCAUCAAAACCGGGGCCUCGGGGUGACCUUCCUGAAGCACAUCGAGCGCUGCCGCUUCCUCCUGUUCGUGGUGGAUCUCUCUGUGCCUCAGCCAUGGGUUCAGCUGCAAGACUUGAAAUAUGAACUGCAACAGUAUGACAAAGGAUUGUCGGAGAGGCCCUGUGUUGUCAUCGGGAAUAAGAUUGACCUUGCUGAGUCCAGGAUCAAUCUGCCCCUCCUCAGGGAGCGGGUGGCCGAGCGGGUCAUCCCGUUGUCUGCACUGACAGGAGACAACUUGGAGGAGCUGCUGUGGCAUCUCAGAGAACUGUAUGACACUUAUGUGAAGACAGAACAAUCACGAGGGCAAAGCCCAGUCAAGUGGUAGGAACCAGAACUGCUGUGGGCUGUGCUGGAAGGAGAACAAAAAUAAAAUCUUAUUUCAUUAGAUUGCA